AUGGGAAAGAGAAAGACCAAUGCGUGCGCCAAUGGCGGUGCUAAUGCCCAGCAGAAAAGACAGAGAACAGCUGAAAAGAGUCGGAAGGGCACUAGAGCCAGCUCAAUUAGCAAGAAAACUAACAAUUCAGCGCAAACUCCGGCCAGCAGUUGCUCAGCCACAGGCAUCAACGGACGGGCGAGGCGCCGUCGUCAGGCAAGCAGCACAGAGAGGGCACGGGCAGUGCAGUCUCGGCCGCUAACAGUAGACAGCGGAGUAGGCCUACCUGAAGCGAUCCCGGCAUUACCGGCAGCAGGCAUCCCACCAGCAAUUUCGAGCACCCCACCACCACCAGCAACAGCCCUGAAUACCCAACCAUCACAGCCGGGAUCACAGUUGCAGUUACAGUCAACAGUUGGAGAUAGACUAGGCUCGGCCAUUCCCAAUAACAUAGGGGAGAAAAUAUGGAAAGGCGAGUAUGUGGAUUUUAAUGUGUUAGUGAAUGCCCAAGAGGUGACAGCACACACACAGUGGGAAGCUAGAGGCGAACAAAGGACGCAUUUGGCAAUGACUCAGGAAGAAGGGAGAUUGGUAUUGAAACCUGUCAGCGCGACAUCCAAGAAUAAGAUUGCAACCAUAGAGUUGUGGACUAAUGCAUUUCUUGUGUAUGCUAGCAUUGUUUUGGAAGCAAAUUUGAAUUGCGCACAAGACUUACUGAAAUACUGCCACCUUAUUCGAUCUGCUGCUUCGCGCUAUUAUGGGUAUGGGUGGAGAGAUUAUGAUAUCGAAUUUCGUCACCGCUACCACAAGAAGGGUGGAUCUUGGGCAGGUAUAGAUGGAGAAUUGUGGCUCCUUCAUGUAGUGGGAGGGGGACCUCCUCGGGGAGUUCGUGGCCAAGACCGUCCACUCGGGCGAUCGGCCCCAUGGUCCAACAGGAGGGAAUGGAAGCGAACAUAUAACCCUAGCACUAGCCAAACACAGGGCAAGGGUAGGCUUGUGCCCCCAGGUCACCCAAUUUUCGCAGUGGAAUCUGUCACGAAUUCAACUUCAGGUCAGGGGCUUGUAGCCGGAAAGAUUGUAGGUACGCGCACAAGUGUUCCCUGUGUGGAGCAAGUGGCCACGGCAAGGUUUUCUGCCCAAACAAUCAAUCCAACUCAAAAGCCCCCAAACCCAAAGCUCAGUAAGGAAAAGGCAAUUCCUGGGAGACAGAUAGAACACACAAAAAAUAGAAAUCAGGACAGGCUUGAAGGUGACAUACACAGUAACAGUAGAGAUGUACAGAUUACAGGACAGGUUAUAUCCUUGGGGAAGUCACCCAUUAAAAUAAAGAGCCUACAACAAUUGUUAAAAAGCUACCCAAAUGAGCGAGCAGCCAGGUUUUUGGAAAGUGGUUUCACAGAAGGAUUUUGUUUGAAUUAUACAGGCCCUCGCAUGCCAGUAGACUUACCCAACCUAAAAUCAGCAGAAAAUAACAAGGACAUUACACAAGAGAAGAUACGGAAGGAGAUUAAGCUAGGGCGAUACAUAGGUCCCUUUGAGUCCAGGCCACUAAAAAAAUUGAGAACUAACCCAAUUGGCCUGGUGCCAAAGAAAUCCCCGGGGGAUUAUCGAUUAAUCAAUCAUUUAUCAUACCCGCCUGGAUACUCUGUGAAUGAUUUUAUUGCAGAUGAGCAUUGUAAAGUGGAAUAUACUAGAUUUGAUACAGCGGUUGAGAUGGUCGCCGAGGCUGGAAUGGGAGCUGACUUGGCUAAGGAGGAUAUUAAGUCCGCCUUUCGAUUGUUGCCUAUGCACCCGAAAGAUUUUGAGUUGUUAGGGGUCAAAUUUGAGGGGAAAUAUUAUCUCGACAAAUACUUGCCCAUGGGGGUCAGAUGUGCUCCAGCGUAUUUCGAGACCUUUUCCACAUUCAUAGAAUAUUGUGUUCGGGAGCAAAGUGGCUCAAACGGGAUUAUACACUAUGUUGAUGACUUCUUGUGUGUUAGUUCAAUAGAGCACGGGGGCGUGUCAUGCCUCGAGAUGGUACAAGUUCUCAAAGGAAUCUGUGAGGAGUUAGGGGUUCCAUUAGCGGCAGAGAAAUCCGAGGGGCCUACCAAAAGAUUGACAUUUCUCGGGUUAGAACUUGACUCUGUGUUAAUGCAGGUUCGAGUUCCACAUGAUAAGCUUACUGAGGUUAGGCGCAAGAUUAAGAAGAUGUUGUCACACAAAUAUGUAACAGUUAAGGAGAUCCAAUCAGUCAUUGGGUCACUGAACUUUAUUAGUCGGGCUGUGCGACCAGGAAGGGCAUUCUUACGCCGGUUGACCUAA
Strongylocentrotus purpuratus (purple sea urchin) is the source of this 2280-nucleotide messenger RNA. RefSeq lists its product as uncharacterized. The transcript is spliced from 2 exons. Bases 1 to 2280 code for a protein of 759 amino acids. NCBI's taxonomy places the organism in Eukaryota, Metazoa, Echinodermata, Echinoidea, Camarodonta, Strongylocentrotidae. The record is from RefSeq and is a predicted model, not a curated record.